CACCUAUUCACACCUCUUCGAAACCCCCGUAGCUUUCAACCCAAAUUGUCUAACAUUCACAAACACAUAUAUAAAUGCCAUAUACGUGUCUGAGUUGUUGACAACCUCUAUUUUAUUGUUUCCAUGCCUCUAUAUGCGUUCACAUUUACAUUCACGCAUUUCAUCGAAUACUUUCAUUGCAUCCCAUUUCGCUUAAGUGAAGCUGAUUUCUUUUUCGGAAAAUUCUGAUUUGUCCUCUGUUUAUGCUUGUGAAGUUCUCGAGACAACACUCAACCAGAUGAGUAGUAGUAAUCUGCAGAGUAAGCGGAGGCGGAAAAGGUCUGACUGCCUUCCGCAAGUUCCCGCCGGAGAUGGAGGCGGCGGCGGCGAUGGAGGUGAUGAACGGGACGAGAAACCGAUGGUGGCUAAGACCCGCGGGUUGAAAGAGAUCAUAACCUCGUUGUUGUUGCUUGAGGAGCAAGAAAAGCAGGAGCGAGAGGAGUACGAGAGAGAGGAAGAAGAGAGCAAAUCCCACCUGGAGGCGAAUCACAAGAAGAGGACCCGCGUGAUGUGGGAGUUCUUCUCCACCGCGCAGCACCACCAGAGCGCGGCGGAGCAGAUCGACGGGGCGCGGAAGCAGAAAGGGCGGGCUAACACCAGGACCGCCGCGGCUGCAAUCGCAGCCGCGGCGGCGGCGGCGGAGCAGGAGGUGGAUUCCGGCAGCAGUAGAACCGAGAAAACCGCACAGCGGCGGCUGUGGGUGAAGAACCGAUCCACGGCCUGGUGGGAUGAAUGCAACAGUGCAGAUUUCCCAGAUGAAGAAUUCAAGAAAGCGUUCCGAAUGGGAAAAGAUACAUUCGAGAUGAUAUGCAGUGAACUGAGCUCCGCAGUUGCCCGGGAGAACACCAUGCUGAGAGACGCUGUGCCUGUGAAGCAAAGGGUCGCAGUUUGUAUAUGGAGAUUGGCAACAGGGGAGCCCCUCAGGCUAGUUUCCAAGAAGUUCGGAUUGGGGAUUUCAACCUGCCAUAAGCUUGUUCUUGAGGUCUGCACAGCAAUCAAGACUGUAUUAAUGCCCAAAUACUUACAAUGGCCCGACGAAACCAAAAUCACAAGUAAUAAACACGAAUUCGAGAUGAUAUCAGGGAUCCCGGAUGUAGUAGGAUCAAUGUACACCACUCACAUACCCAUCAUUGCUCCCAAGAUCAGCGUAGCCUCGUAUUUCAACAAGAGGCACACCGAGAGGAACCAGAGGACAUCGUACUCGAUCACAGUCCAAGGCGUGGUGGAUCCAAAGGGUGUGUUUAAUGAUGUGUGCAUAGGCUGGCCUGGCUCAAUGCCUGACGAUGAAGUGCUUGAGAAAUCCGCCCUGUCCCAGAGGGCGAACGGGGGGCUAUUGAAUGGCGUUUGGAUAGUUGGGAGCUCGGGUUUCCCUUUGAUGGAUUGGGUUCUGGUGCCAUACUCUCAGCAGCAUUUGACCUGGACACAACACGCUUUCAAUGAGAAGGUCGCGGAGAUCCAGAAGGCAGCCAAAGACGCUUUCGCGAGGCUGAAAGGCAGGUGGUGCUGCCUGCAGAAGAGAACAGAAGUUAAGCUCCAAGACUUGCCUGUCGUGCUCGGGGCGUGCUGCGUGCUGCACAACAUUUGCGAGAUCAGGAACGAGGAGAUGGAUCCCGAGCUCGCCAUCGAGCUCAUUGACGACGUCACAGUUCCAGAGGUUCUGCUAAGAUCAACCACCGCAAGAAUCUCCAGAGAUAACAUUGCUCAUAAUCUUCUGCACCAUAACCAUGCUGGCACUUCUUUCCUGUCAUGAAAUGUAUAGUAUAUGAUGGGUUCAUAUUCUUUUAAGCUUAUAAUACUUCAUAGCUCUCUCUAUAUAUAACCUUCAAAAUCCUUGAAAGGGAGUAUAUAAAUAAGAGCAUUGUUGUUGCACA
Molecule: messenger RNA, 1910 nt
Organism: Ipomoea nil (Japanese morning glory)
Lineage: Eukaryota; Viridiplantae; Streptophyta; Magnoliopsida; Solanales; Convolvulaceae
Product: putative nuclease HARBI1
Exons: 2
Coding region: 278-1789 (503 amino acids)
Source: RefSeq, a predicted model, not a curated record